Messenger RNA from Paramecium pentaurelia, 913 nucleotides. The record is from the annotation of a GenBank genome assembly. NCBI's taxonomy places the organism in Eukaryota, Ciliophora, Oligohymenophorea, Peniculida, Parameciidae.
AUGAUAUAAAAUUUUGACUUUUAUGUCAAUAAAAUAACAGAACUUUAAUGUAUACAUUAUUUAUAAUACGAAUAAUGUUUUACUAAUUUUUAAUCAAAUUACUUCUAAAAAAUAGCAUCUUAAGGUAUAUUACCAAAUAGGUUUUUAAUGAGUCUUUUGAAUUUAGAAAUUAUUGAAUAUUUAGUUUAGAAAAAAGGGGAUAUGAAUCAAUCAAAUGGUGAAAGUAUUUUACAAAAAAAAUUGUAUGAUUUAAAAGAUGAGAAUAUUAAACUAUUGAGUGAUAUUAAAUCAUUAUAAAAUCAAUGUAAAAAAUUAUAAGAUUAAAUAUCAAAUUCAACUAAUUUAACUCAAAGUUAAUUGAGUAAUUAUUCAAUUGAAUUACCUCCUAAUCCUACUUCCUAUUAUAAUAAAAUAAUUGAUGAAGUGAAAGAUAGUUAUUAGAAUCUUGUUACUAUGCUUAGAGAUGUAAACAACUUUUGAAUAAAUAAAUAGGAAAAUCUAUAGCUAGGAUUGAAAUUAAGUGAAGUACAAUAAAAAUUUACAAAUACGAGUAAUGAAAUUAUAGAAUUAAAUAAAAAAGUUGAUAAUAUGAAGAGUCAGAAAGUGAGAUAACAUAUUUAUAAUAUAGGAUGAUUUAUAUAAAAGAUUUGUGGCUAAAUAUAAAACUACGGAAGAGUUUGAAUAAUCAUAUGAAGCUGCCUUAAAGGAGGAAUAUUCUUCUAUGGAAAUAUCAUUUAAAUAAAAAAUUUAAUAGUUAUAAUAAAAUAUUGAUCAAAAUAAUAGAGAUUAUUAAAAGAAAUUGGUAUUAUUUAAUUUUGAAUAUAAUUAGCUUGAAUAAAAGUAAAUUAUAGAUUAGUAAAGUGAUAAAGAAAGAAUGUUAAUUAAAAAAAUGAGUUUAUAUUAAAAACUUUGA